Tilletiopsis washingtonensis is the source of this 1221-nucleotide messenger RNA. RefSeq lists its product as hypothetical. NCBI's taxonomy places the organism in Eukaryota, Fungi, Basidiomycota, Exobasidiomycetes, Entylomatales. Gene Ontology annotation, cellular component: ubiquitin ligase complex; cytosol; nucleus. The transcript has 3 exons. Bases 1 to 1221 code for a protein of 406 amino acids. Gene Ontology annotation, molecular function: ubiquitin conjugating enzyme binding; ubiquitin protein ligase activity; cyclin binding. The record is from RefSeq and is a predicted model, not a curated record. Gene Ontology annotation, biological process: protein polyubiquitination; protein monoubiquitination; proteasome-mediated ubiquitin-dependent protein catabolic process.
AUGGACACCAACUCUGCAGCGUCGCGACUCUCCUUCGAUACGGGCGCUGGUGGCCAGUCACAGGCUGUGAGCGUCUCGGUCUCGGAUGGGAGUGCCGCGCCGGCGUCUCUCCUGCUGCCGGUGCCUGUCGAGGCGGCACAGAGCGGCUCGGCCACGCUCGGCGACGAUCACUUCGCAUUCAAGCUGCAGACGGCGUCACACUCGGAAAGAGGCACAUCAGACGCUCUGCUCUCUGCGCCGCUGUCAGCCGAGGUGCUGCAGCGCAGGCUGCCUUCGCACUUUGCGUGUGACGCCUGUCAAGAAGUCAUCAUCGAUUCGAGCGGCACCAAGACGUAUCGUGCGCUACCGUCGCAGCAUUGGGAGGAGCUCAUCGACGCGUGGAUGUGCCACGACGACCAGGAGAUCAACGUCAGCGUCACGCGCGGGCGCGAAGGCAUGGAAGAGGGCCGCAGGAUCGCCGAUGGCGACGCGUGGGUCGCUGAUGCGCUGAUCGCCUGGCCUGGCGCGUGCGCGUCGGCGGGCAGCUUGCGUAUGGAGUCGCGGCCGACAUCCAGCGAUGCCUCGCAGCCUCUCUGGGACCUGCACUGCGCUGCGUGCGGCGUCGCGCUCGGCUACGCAGCGCCAAACCUCGAGCUCGGGCAGCCGUCGUCGCCGGAACCGCCGGCGCUGCAAGACGCCUCCGUCCGCCUGCACAAGAGAGCGCUCCUGCCGAUCACCGAGUCUGUCGCGACUGCGUGCCCAUCGCUGUUUCCCAUCCUGGCCGCCAACGAGCUCUAUCAGCUCUCGCAAGCACACGCCGCGCGCCACUUCGUCGUCGAGGAGGAGGACACCGGCCGUCCUCGAGCCAUGCUCUGGCUCUUCCUCGCCUCGUGCCAGCUGUCGCUGUCUCCAACCCCACGCCUGUCGCGCAUCCUGCACGCCAGCUCUCCGGACGAGAGCGGCCAUGUCGUCCUGACGGCGUCCAAGGUCUUCUUCCGCGACCUCACUGCCGACGAGGUCGCCGAGCAUCACGAGCAGCGGCAGCAGGGCAGCGUCGGCGGCGCCACGGCCGUGCCGUGGUCGAUGCCCGCCGCCGUCGAGCGCCUCACAUACCCGGCGCGCAGCUGCGCGGCGCUGCUCGAGGCGCUCGCCGCCGCCAAUGCCUGUUACCCACCCUCUCGCCGCUGCUUCGGGCCGUGGAGCGUCUCGUUCCUCGAGGCCGUCAGUCCCGCGUGGACCUGA